This is a messenger RNA of Sparassis crispa, 261 nucleotides long. RefSeq lists its product as hypothetical. NCBI's taxonomy places the organism in Eukaryota, Fungi, Basidiomycota, Agaricomycetes, Polyporales, Sparassidaceae. The record is from RefSeq and is a predicted model, not a curated record. The coding region runs from base 1 to 261 and encodes 86 amino acids. The transcript is spliced from 3 exons.
AUGACUGCCAAACGGUUUCGACGCUCCUUCGUAGUUACAAAUGUUUCAUUUGACGAUUGUCGCUGUCCUUGUCGCUAUCUCUGUUGGGACGGUUUCGGCGCAAGCACUGCUGGUCAGAGGGAACAGAGCCCGGGGAAAUUGCUGCAGACGUUAUGCGAAGCGAACUCGUGUGGAUCAAACGCGCCACGGAAACCCAAGUUGUCACUAUUCCGUCUCAGCCUGUCGUUGUGCAUCAGAAAGACUCUUAAGAACACUAAAUAG